AUGCCCAAUAGGAAAAGUCACUCACAAAGAAAAGUAAAAGAAGAAGCUGAUCCGAUUGAGAUAUUGAAGCGCACGGCUACAGCCAUCAGUAUGAGACACCUAUCUCUUUUUUUGGGGAAAUAGAUGAUGUGUAAAAAGGGUUGCGCCCUCCAAGAUUACUAACACGACAGCUUGUUUCAAUUCUUGCAGACAAGAACCCCAAAGCUUAUACCUCGGCAUUUCCACCCAGUGGGUUUCAAACCCCCUAUGUUGAUUCCAAAAGAUGGGCCGAAGUAGGCAGAAUCGGCAUAACUAAUGAGCAACUCUCUAACCAAAACCCCGGGGAAACGCUAGCGGAGAAUGGCAUCUACGACAUCUACUCCAACAAGUUUGAUCCUUAUCCUGCGUGGAACCCGGUUGAAAGCGUCCCCAUUGCAAGAGAAGAAGUUGAAGCGAUUUUUCUUCAACUAACGGCCAUCUUUGGGUUCCAAUUUGACAACACCAGAAACAUGUUUGAUUACUUUAUGAGACUAUUGGAUUCGAGAGCUUCUAGAUUAGGUCCGCCUCACGCAUUGAGAUCGAUACACGGUGACUAUAUCGGUGGCAUCAAUGCCAAUUUCAGGAAAUGGUAUUUUGCAGCACAAAUGGAUAUUGACGACUUUGUUGGGUUUGAAAAUGUCAAGCAUGGGAAGGUCAAGGAUUCAAACGAAGCUAUACCUACAUUGCUUGCCGCAGAGGAGCAAUGGUCAAAUAACAUGAGAGCGUUGACUGCUACUGAUGCCGUGAUUCAACUAGCUCUAUAUUUGAUGAUUUGGGGUGAAGCAAACAAUGUUCGGUUUAUGCCCGAGUGCAUCUGCUUUAUAUUCAAGUGUUGCAAUGACUACUAUUUUUCGUUGGAUCCAGAUGUGGCCGCGACACGGGUAACUGAAAGCUUCUUGGAUCAUAUAAUUACUCCGCUUUACAAUUUUUAUCGCGACCAGUCGUAUGUGCUCAUUGAUGGUAAAUAUCAUAGACGCGAUAAGGACCACGACGCGGUGAUUGGAUACGAUGAUAUGAACCAGUUGUUUUGGUAUAGCAAGGGCCUUGAGAAAUUGGUCUUGGCUGACCGCAAGACCAAGCUCAUGAGUCUUCCACCUGGCGAAAGGUACGCGAGAUUGAACGAAGUAGUCUGGCAAAAGGCUUUUUUCAAGACUUUUAAAGAAAAGCGCAAUUGGUCGCACGUCUUGGUCAACUUUCAUCGAGUUUGGGUGAUUCACUUGUCGAUGUUUUGGUAUUAUAGCGUUUACAACUCGCCAUCGCUUUACACGAGCAACUACCAACAGUCCCUCGAUAACCAGCCAACUAGACAAGCUCGCAUGUCAGCACUAGCAUUGGGCGGCGCAGUCGCGUUAUUCAUUAGCUUGUUGAGCUUGAUUUAUGAGUUGUCCUUUAUACCUAGAAAAUGGACUGGAGCGCAACCUGUUGCUCAAAGAAUGUUAUUUACUUUGAUCACCUUGGGGUUGAACAUGGGCCCGAGCGUUUACUUGUUUGGCUUUACUCGGCUUAAUGAAGAGACAACCACGGGGCUUGCCAUUGCCUCGCUACAGUUGGCCUUUUCCAUCAUGAUUGUGUGCUAUCUUUCCGUCACCCCUUUGGGCAGGUUGUUCACCAGAUCCCCGAAAUUUGAUGAUCGAAGAUAUUUACCGCAGCGUUCAUUUGUAACCAAUUUCUAUUUGCUAACUGAAACUGACAAGAUUGCCUCCUAUGGCCUAUGGUUUGCUAUAUUCUGCUCGAAGUUCUUGGAAUCCUAUUUCUUUUUGACCUUGUCCAUGAGAGACCCGAUUCGCGAGUUGAGCACUAUGCGGCACAUGAAGUGCUUGGGGGAUAAAUGGAUUGGGAACUGGUUGUGUUUCAGACAACCUCAUGUGGUGCUUGUCUUGAUAUAUGCCACCAACUUGGUUUUAUUCAUCUUGGACACCUAUUUGUGGUAUAUCAUUUGGAACACCGUGUUUUCAGUGUGCCGCUCGUUCUACAUUGGGGUCUCAAUCUGGACCCCUUGGCGGAACAUCUUUUCCAGGUUGCCAAAGAGAAUCUUUUCCAAAAUAAUCUCGGUUUCCAAUGAGAAAAACUUAAAGUCCAAGCUGCUAGUGUCCCAAGUAUGGAACUCGAUUAUCAUCUCCAUGUACCGGGAGCAUCUAAUAUCGCUUGAACACGUUCAGAAAUUGAUUUACAAGCUGAUUGACACCCCUGGUGUUGAAGAUGGAUUCAUUUUGAAAGAGCCCAUUUUUUUCGUUUCUCAAGAAGACCAAUCGAUCAAGUCGUCCUUGUUCCAGAGCCAAUCCGAAGCGCAAAGGAGAAUCACUUUUUUCGCCCAGUCGUUGUCGACGCCGAUGCCCGAGGUUGGUCCCGUACACUUGAUGCCGUCCUUUUCGGUAUUGAUUCCACAUUACAGUGAGAAAAUCACGUUAUCGUUGCGUGAAAUCAUUAGAGAGGAAGAGCAGUAUUCGCAUGUGACCAUGUUGGAGUACUUGAAGCAAUUGCAUCCCUUGGAGUGGAGCUGUUUUGUCAAGGAUACCAAGAUGCUCGCAGAGGAGUUUGAGUCGGACUCCACCACUUCUGAAUUCAACAAGGAGAAACUUGACGACUUGCAAUACUACUCUGUUGGUUUCAAAGUAGCCACACCGGAGUAUAUUCUCCGCACGCGCAUUUGGGCUUCCUUGAGAUCGCAGACGCUCUACAGAACCAUUUCCGGGUUCAUGAAUUACGUACGGGCAAUCAAGCUCCUCUUUGACGUUGAGAAUCCCGACACGAGUGUCUUUGGAGGCGAAAAUGACAAGCUUCAACAAGCGGCGAUUAUGGCUCACAGGAAAUUUCGCAUCAUCACGUCAAUGCAGAGAAUGAAGCAUUUCACCACGGAGGAGAAGGAAAACACCGAGUUUCUUUUGAGAGCGUACCCGGAACUACAAAUCUGCUACCUCGACGAAGAAGUUGAUGAAAAGACUGGCGACAUCACUUAUUACUCGGUCUUGGUUGAUGGCAGUUGUUCAUUUUUGGAGAAUGGCGAACGCGAGCCAAAGUACAGAAUCAAGCUUUCUGGUAACCCAAUUCUUGGUGACGGCAAGUCAGACAACCAAAACCACUCGUUGGUGUUUUGCCGCGGGGAGUACAUCCAGUUGGUUGACGCAAACCAGGAUAAUUAUCUCGAAGAGUGUCUCAAGAUUAGAAGCGUGCUUGCCGAGUUUGAAGAGUCCACCUUCCCAAUCGAUCCAUAUGCUCAGGAUUUGGAAAACUCGGACGUGUCAUUUCCCGUGGCAAUUAUUGGAACACGAGAGUACAUCUUUUCGGAAAACAUUGGCAUAUUGGGAGACGUAGCUGCGGGAAAGGAGCAAACUUUUGGCACAUUAUUUGCACGCACGUUGGCCCACAUUGGGGGCAAGCUCCAUUAUGGCCACCCGGAUUUCUUGAAUGGAAUUUUCAUGACUACUAGAGGUGGCGUUUCCAAAGCGCAAAAAGGUUUGCAUUUGAACGAGGAUAUUUACGCCGGUAUGAAUGUGUUGCUUCGCGGUGGCAGAAUCAAGCACUGCGAAUACAUGCAAUGCGGCAAAGGUCGAGAUUUGGGGUUUGGAUCGAUUCUCAAUUUCACGACAAAGAUUGGCGCUGGCAUGGGGGAGCAGAUGCUCUCACGCGAGUAUUUCUUUUUGGGCACUCAAUUACCCUUGGACAGGUUCUUGUCCUUUUACUAUGCGCACCCGGGCUUCCACUUGAACAAUGUUUUCAUCAUAUUUUCAAUCCAGUUGUUUUUGCUCGUGAGUGCCAACCUUGCCUCCUUGACCAAGGAAAGCGUUAUUUGUGAAUACGACAGGUUCAGGCCCAUAACUGAUCCCAGAAAGCCAUCUGGAUGCUACAAUCUCAUUCCUGCAAUCCAUUGGCUACAGCGAUGCAUCUUUUCCAUCUUUAUCGUCUUUGCGAUAUCCUUUGUGCCCUUGGGCGUGCAAGAGCUCACUGAGCGUGGCUUUUACCGCGCAGUCACGCGGUUGGGAAAACAGUUUGCUUCGUUUUCACCGUUGUUUGAAGUGUUUGUUUGCAAGAUAUAUGAGCAUUCGUUGGCCAGUGAUAUUUCGAUUGGAGGAGCAAGGUACCUUGCAACGGGGAGAGGCUUUGCCACAAUCAGAGUGCCCUUUGCGACUCUCUACUCCAGGUUUGCUAGUGAGAGCCUCUAUUAUGGAGCAAUAUGUGGACUCUUGAUAUUUUAUUGUUCAAUGUCAAUGUGGAUUGUGCUGUUUCUCUAUUUUUGGAUGACGGUGGUUGGCUUGCUAAUUUGCCCCUUUUUGUACAAUCCAAAUCAGUUUUCCUGGAAUGAUUUCUUCCUCGACUAUAGAGACUACCUCCAGUGGUUGCAUAGAGGAAACAGCAAGCCGCGUUUGUCGUCGUGGAUAAACUUCACUCGGUUGCGCAGGAGCAGGAUUGUUGGGGUCAAGAACAAGCGAUUCAGUGUCAAUGAGGAAAUCAAGGCCGUGAGCGAGGUUAAACCGUCAAGGAUCAAACUAGUGAUGUCGGAGUCUUUACUACAAAUGUCGCUCAUAGUCUCGGUGGCAUUAGCCUACUUGUUUGCCAAUUCUCAAAACGAAUCGUAUGGACUCCGGCCAGUCAACAGUUUAUUGAGAAUAUUGAUAGCCAGCUUUGGUCCAAUCGCGGUCAAUUUUGUUGUGUUGCUAAUCUGCUUCAUCUUUUCGUCGCUUUUGGGUCCCAUCUUUACCUUGUGCUGCAAGAAAUUCCCGUCAUUUAUCGCGGCGGUGGCGCACUCUUUUGGAGUCAUCAACCACGUCUUCUUUUUUGAACUUCUUUGGUAUAUGCAGAAUUGGGAGUUUCUGAAGACGAUUCUAGGGUUUGUGUUGUCGUGUUUGAUCCAAUGCUGGUUUCUCCAAACCGUCACCAUAUUGUUUGUUUCCAAAGAAUUUAGACACGAUAGGUCAAACCGGUCUUGGUGGAGCGGGAAAUGGAUGACUGCCGGGUUGGGCUGGUAUGUCAUCACCCAGCCGCUACGCGAGUUUAUUUGCAAAUUGACCGAGAUGUCCUAUUUCGCGGGCGAUCUAGUUGCAGCCCACGUCAUUUUGUACGCCCAGAUCCCUGUUUUGCUCAUACCCUAUGCUGACAAGUGGCACACGUUGAUGUUGUUUUGGUUAAAGCCAGGUAACCAGAUCCGGCCUAGAAUAUUGUCAAAGAGGCAGAAGAAGAGACGAAGGUGGCUGGCGAUUUUAUACUUUUGUGCCUUUAUCGGAAGCUUCAUGUUGUUUUCCAGCUUGUUCAUUCUUCCCUUGAUCGCCAACAAGUACUUCCACGUUGACUUUACGCGCUACAUGCCCAAAUGGAUCGAAGUCCAGCCGCCCGUUGUGUCGUCCUACAAAAAGGGGUUGCUUAAAAACUUGGAAAUCAAGCACUACUGA
Messenger RNA from Lodderomyces beijingensis, 5402 nucleotides. The record is from the annotation of a GenBank genome assembly. NCBI's taxonomy places the organism in Eukaryota, Fungi, Ascomycota, Pichiomycetes, Serinales, Debaryomycetaceae.